AUGUCGUUGAUAUCAGACGAAGCCGAGGGCGGAUAUUAUCUCCCUCACCACGCAAUUACCAAAUCCACAAGCACUACGACAAAGGUGAGAGUUGUUUUCGACGCUUCGGCGAAAACCAAUAAAGGAAUAUCGCUUAAUGAUACGUUAAUGACCGGUCCCACAAUUCAGAGUAAGCUUUUCGAACAUCUGGUGCGAUUCCGCACACAUAGAUAUGUACUCACUGCCGACAUCGAGAAAAUGUACCGGCAAAUUUGGGUGCAUCCGAACGACCGCCUAUAUCAGAAGGUCUUUUGGUAUCACGAGAGUCAUAUUCGUACUUUCCAACUGAAUACCGUUACUUUCGGCGUAUCAUCAGCUCCCUUUCUUGCCAUCCGAACGUUACAGCAACUUGCGAGUGACGAGAGCAAGGACUUUCCUAUCGGCGCUGAAAUAUUAAAACGCGAUCUAUACGUCGAUGAUCUUCUGACCGGUGCGGACACCUUAAAGGGACUUUUACAAAUUCGCGACCGGACCAUCGAAAUUCUGAAACGCGGUGGUUUCCAUAUUCGACAAUGGGCUUCGACUCACCCGCAAGCUCUUAAAGAUUUGAACGAACGAACACUGGACGUAGAAUUCCUCACCAACGAAAAUCCGAUUCUAAAGACAUUAGGCAUUACUUGGAAUGCGCGUCGUGAUGAAUUAAUUUAUACGGUCAACCCUAUCAAAACAAGUAACAGAGUUUCUAAACGUCACAUUUUAUCCGCAAUAACAAAAAUUUUUGACCCUCUCGGUUUACUCGGCCCGAUUAUUCUUACGUCAAAGGUGUUAAUGCAAGAGUGUUGGAAGGCAAAAAUUUCAUGGGACGAAUCAGUGCCUAGCGCAUUACACUCCUCGUGGUCAUCGUUCGUAGAACAACUCGAAUUGAUUGAUCAUUUGACCGUUGAUCGUUGUUUGAUAAUCAAUGAAUUCAUUGAAAUUCAAAUUCAUGGCUUUUGCGACGCGAGUAAGAUCGGUUACGGCGCCUGCUUGUACGUGCGAUCCCGCAACAAGCAAGGUGAUACGAUCGUAAGACUCUGUUGUGCCAAGACGCGCGUCGCCCCUCUUAAGGACAUGACCAUACCUCGACUCGAACUCAGUGGGGCCCUUACCCUCGCGCGUUUAUAUCAAGAAGCGUGCACGGCCUUUACUUUUAAACCGAAUAAG
Vollenhovia emeryi is the source of this 1182-nucleotide messenger RNA. RefSeq lists its product as uncharacterized. The annotation marks the transcript as partial. The record is from RefSeq and is a predicted model, not a curated record. NCBI's taxonomy places the organism in Eukaryota, Metazoa, Arthropoda, Insecta, Hymenoptera, Formicidae. The transcript has a single exon.